Camelina sativa (false flax) is the source of this 4036-nucleotide messenger RNA. Lineage: Eukaryota; Viridiplantae; Streptophyta; Magnoliopsida; Brassicales; Brassicaceae. The record is from RefSeq and is a predicted model, not a curated record.
CUAAUUAACUACAGUUAAAUAUUAACUAGACAUCGCUUAAGAGCUUAAAACCCAAACCUCGUAAUCUAGAAAAACACCCUAAAUCGAAAUCAGAGAGGAACCCUAUAAUUCAAUAUGAUCAAGUGAAAUCCAGAAAAAUCAAGAAAUAUGAGUUACAAUGACGAGAAAAUCACCAUGUACAUUCACUAUGGAGGUUUAUUGUCGAAGAAAGGGAAGAAUAUAUGUUAUAAAGGUGGUUCGACUGCACCAAAUAUGCUGGUAGAUCCAGAUUUGCUGACAUUCUCAAUUUUUGAAGAUUUCACAAAUAAUCGAGAAACUAUUAGCAAUGUGGAGAAGGUAUGGUAUAGACUACUUAACGAUGGCUGUAGAGGCAAAAGAUUGUGGAGAGGUUUACAUCUACGUUGAACAUAGUGUUUCUCCACCAAAUGUUAUUAAUGAUGCGAAUUUGGUGACUGGAGCAUGUUUGGAUGAUGGUGAAAAGGCUGAUGAUGAAGGCGAUAAUGAGGAAGAUGACAUAGAUGAAGAAGAAAGUGAUGGUGAAAAUAGAGAGGAAGAAAGUGAUGAAGAAGAGAGAGAUGAAGAAUGUCAAAAAGAAGACCAAGAGGAAGAAGUAGCUGAGGAUGAGAAUCAGAUAUUACCUGAAGGAGCUGCUGAUACACGGUUUGCAGAUUUGUUUGCAGAAGCUGAACAACAGACUACUACAGUUCAUGGUGUGGCUACUCAGCCUAAUAUAGAUGAUGAAAAUGGAUAUGAUAGUGAAAUUGAGGCUGAGGUACACCUUCCUCCUGGUGAGUAUCCAGGUUCUGCGGAAGACACUGAUGAAGAAUGGACAAAUUGGCAUAAGAAGGAUGACUAUGGAAGGUCAUUGAAAGGAAAAAGUAAAGCAGGUUAUGGAAAACCUCCAUACUUAUGGCUGAUGCAGACGUUUAGCAAUGGGGAUGAGUUCAAAGAUCAGUUAUUGAUGUAUGUUUUGAAAACACAGUUUGAUGUGAAGUUGAAUAAGUGGCAUCCUGAGAGGCUUGCAGCCAUAUGCACACACGAGAAAUGUAAUUGGAGGAUCUAUUGCUCCAUAGAGAAACCUAUACGGAAGUGGAUGGUCAAAGUUUAUGAAGAGAAACACAAUCAUUUGCCCACAUGAAGAGCUAGGAUGCUAAAACAGGGAACUAUUGCAAGGUUGUUCAAAGAGGAAGUAAGAAGACGACCUGACAUAAGGAGCUCUGAUAUUAAGGAUGAGUUGAUGUACAGGUUUAACAUCUCAGUUUCAAUAUAUAAGUGCAGAAAAGCAAGAAGGAUUUCAUUAGAUAUGGUGUUAGAUACUCAGAAACAACAGUUUGCUAAAUUAUGGGAUUAUGGGAAUGAGUUGAGGAGUACUAACAAAGAUGUUACAACAAUGAUUUUGACUGUUGAAAAGGAUGGAAGACAAGUCUUUGAAAGCUUCUAUGUUUGCUUUCAACCUAUAAGGAGAACUUGGAAGCAGUAUUGUAGGCCUUUGAUAGGCCUGGAUGAUGCUUUCUUAAAGUGGGAGUUGAAAGGAGAAAUAUUAGCAGUAGUUGUGAUGCAGGAGCAUAAUCGUUAGGAUUUUAGUUAAUUUAGCUUUUCUUUAUUAAUUCUUAAUUAUGUUAAUUUCUAUUGGUUUUCCUUUCUAGGUUAGGGUUUAGCUAGUUUUGUUUUACUAUAUAAACAACUUUAGUUGUAACCUAAGGGGCAAUCAUAUUAUUCUUAUCAAUAAAGUUUUAAAGUUUAUCUCUUUUAUCUUUUCAGGUGGAUUCCAGAACCCCUUUUCUGGUGGAUUCCAGAGUUUUAUCCUUCGAGUUUGUCGUUUACAAACUCGUUUUUGAACUAGGUUUAGCGCUUGCUUUACCUAGGAUUUUCUGCUGCAUUAUUUGGUAUCAGGGCAGGCUUGCUCCUGUUUCUUUUUCAAAGCUUGAUCAGCUAUGGGGGAUCAAUCUGUGACCAAAGCAGACUUUCAGGGUUUUACGGAGGCUAUUACCACGGUCCUAACUGCUUUGACUGACCAGAUGGCGACUAUGACAACAGGGAUGACGAAUCUAACAAUUGAGAUCAGAAACGGCAUCAUCAACGCAAAUCAACGAAGAGGUAGAGGAGAAGAAUCAAUUAAGGUUAGAAAAAGUGAAGAUGUUAUUGGAAAUCAAUUGAGAUUGUUAAUCAACAAGAUUAGCUUUCCACAAAGAGAAUACAAUUGUGUGAUUGUUGAGAAUUCGAUUUCUAAGGAAGAAGAAUCUAUAGAGAAAGAGAUAGUCGAUCACCAGAGCAUAAUUGUUGGUGAAGAACUCAUGCAUGAUGAGAUCUGUGUAGAAUUCGGAUCUGAUAAAAUCCAUGCAGAAUUCGGGCCAGAUGAAAUCCUUGCAAACUCUAUGAUCAGUUGGACAAUCCUACAAGACGGGAGUGGUGCAAAUUUCGGGUUUGAUUCAUUCUGUGGAGAUUUUUGGCAUAAUUCCUUUUGUGAAAAGUUAAGGCAAGAUAUGCAUGGUUACGUAAGUAAAGUUUCUAAAAAGUCAAGCAAUGCAUGUGAGGUGAAGCUAUAUGAGUUUUUCAUAAAAACUAAUGGGAUAAUUCGUGCUGCAAAAGAGAAGAUACCAUCGUUAGAGGAAGCGCCAGAGAUUUUAACUAGAGGACGAGUUUUCUUGGAAGUGGAAGAGUCUGAUGCAGGAGCAUAAUCGUUAGGAUUUUAAUUAAUUUAGCUUUUCUUUAUUAAUUCUUAAUUAUGUUAAUUUCCAUUGGUUUUCCUUUCUAGGUUAGGGUUUAGCUAGUUUUGUUUUACUAUAUAAACAACUUUAGUUGUAACCUAAGGGGCAAUCAUAUUAUUCUUAUCAAUAAAGUUUUAGAGUUUAUCUCUUUUAUCUUUUCUGGUGGAUUCCAGAACCCCUUUUCUGGUGGAUUCCAGAGUUUUAUUCUUCGAGUUUGCAAGCUGCAAACUCGUUUUUGAACUAGGUUUAGCGCUUGCUUUACCUAGGAUUUUCCGCUGCAUUAAGUUGGUAGGGAUGCAGAAAAUAGGAUUUAUCCUAUUGCUUUGGCUGUUGUAAGAGGUGAGAACAAGGAUUCUUGGACUUGGUUUGUUAAAAAGUUGGUCGAUGACUUAAACUUGGGUGUAGGAGAUGGAGUUAUCUUUAUAUCUGACAAACAGAAGGGUUUAAAAGUAGCUCUGGCAGCUGUUCUCCCAAAUGCUGAGCAUAGAAAUUGUGCAAAGCAUGUAUAUGGUAACUGGUCAAAGAAAUAUGGAGAUCUUGAGUACAAACCCUUUUUAUGGAAUGUGACUACAAAACAGUUGGAGAAUAUGGUUUGCGUAUGGAAGAGCUGCGUGUAUACGACAUAGAUGCACAUGAUGCUUUGUUGGCUGCUGAACCAAAGACUUGGUGUUUAGCUUUCUUCUCCAACAACGCCAGAUCUGCUAAUGUUUGUAACAGUUUGUUAGAGAGCUUCAAUAGGACUAAUAGAAGAGCUAGGGAAUUGCCUUUGAUUAACAUGCUGGAAACAAUUAGGAGGCAGGCUAUGAUGCGUAUUUCUCGCAGAUAUAAGAAAGCAAUUGGGUGCAUAUUUCCUUUCCCUAAGAAGAUUGCAGAUUUAGUGGAAGUAAAUAGAGAAGAGAGCCGAGAUUGUUAUGUUCUUACAAGUUCAGAUAACUUGUUUGAAGUGCUUCUACACGGUUGUGGCUAUGAGGUUAGUCUUCGGCUGCGUCAUUGUGUUUGUAGGGGAUGGGACCUAACUGACAUUCCUUGCUCACACGAAAUCAAAGUUAUCAACGAAAACCACCAAAAACCAGAAAACCAUGUCGAUCAUUAUUACAAGACUGAAGUUUGGAUAGAAAACUUUAGGAACAAACAUCAAACCAGUUAAUGGAGAAAAAUUUUGGGAAACAACUGGUAAACCACCAAUUGGAGUUCCAGGUUUUAGAAAAAUGCCACGAAGACCUAAGAAAAACAGGAUAAAGGCAGCACAUGAGUGUCCUUCCAAUCCAAAAAGAGUGACUAGAGAUGGCAGGAUAGUAACAUGUGGUAAUUGUAAGAAGGUAGGACAU